GACCGAUUGAAAGCUCUGGAAGUUGUCUGUCGUCGUCGUCGUUGAAUUGCUCGCGAAGGUUUAUUUUCCCUUCCAAUUCUACCAUCUCUGACGUUGUCACCUCUUGUUUUCACUCAGGUACUACGCAUCCUUUGUCUGGUCACGAGAUCUCGCCGUUCCCCCGCUUACUUAGUCUUUGACGCUGAGAUCAUCCCCGAGUGCCUCCACCUCUGCCAAACUAAGGUACUUUCGAUACUCCGCACCUCCUACGACACCAUCACCGGCACUAUCCUCCGUUGGCCUCUGCCGUCACCGCACAAUUCCAGGCUGCCAAUCCUCUGCGAGGUUGGCCCAGUAUGUCUUUAACUCGACUUGCCUCUGUCGAUGGCUUCGAAAGGGAACGGAGAGGUUCCAAUGUCACUGCCCCCAGAAAGAUGAGUUUCAAUCCCAUCAGUGACUGGUCUCCGCCUCACGACCGCCGUCCAAGUGUCGUCGAGGUUGCCCUCCAGUUUGAAGAGGUUUCCAAGACCAAGCGCAUAGCCCAGGUUUGCAUUGCCAUCGUCUACUGCCUCUUCGCAGCCGGCAUCGUCUUUGGCUAUGCUGCCAUCAAGCCAGUCCUCAUCGAUGAGGGCGUCUUCGACAACCUUUGCACCCCAGACGAGAAGGAGAAGCAGGUCUCGCCAUGUUUCCAACAAGAAAUCCAUCUCAAUCUCAUGUUCACCAUCGCAGCUGUCUCGACCAACGUCGCAGCCUUGCCCAUUGGCACCAUCCUCGAUAAAUAUGGACCCCGAGCCUGUGGCAUCAUUGGUAGCUUCUUGCUCCUGACCGGCGCUCUCCUCUUUUCCUCGGCCUCUCGUGUAGAGGCUGAUCUGUACACCCCGGGCUAUUUCUUCCUCGCUUUGGGAGGCCCCUUCGUCUUCAUUUCUUCUUUUCAAUUGUCCAACACCUUUCCAAAAAACUCAGGUCUCAUCUUGGCUGUGUUGACUGGUGCUUUCGACUCUUCAUCGGCCCUGUUCCUCUUCUUCCGCAUAUUGUAUGAGAAGUCCAACAAGACCAUCAAGACUCAACACAUGUUCCUGGCCUAUCUGGUGGUCCCCGUCUUCAUAUUCAUUGUCCAGGUCUUUGUCAUGCCCAAAGAUUCCUACAAGACCGUCAGCGAAGUGGUGCACGAGGCCGAAGAAGCCAUCAAUGCACCCACCCCUCCAGACCUCACAGAAGCCGAGAUUCUUUCCAUCCGCGAGGAACGCAGAAUGACCGUGACCGAAGUAACCCAGUUACUCGACAAGUCCACCAAUGCCAAACGUCAAAAGGUCCAAGAGAGCAAGAACGCCAUCUCUGGCGUCUGGGGUGCCAUGCAUGGUCAUACCGCUUUUGAACAGAUCAAGUCACCUUGGUUUAUCCUCAUUACCAUGUUCACCGUCGUCCAAAUGACUCGUAUCAACUAUUUCGUCGCAACCAUCCGGCCACAGGAACAAUACCUCCUCGGCUCGCCGGAAAAGGCAAAGGCCGUCAAUGACUUCUUCGACGUGGCACUCCCACUGGGCGGUGUUCUGAGCAUCCCCUUUAUCGGAAUUCUCCUUGACAACACAUCUACCCCGUUUGCUCUGGGCUUCCUGGUGGUGGCGGCCACCAUCAUCGGUAUCCUUGGCUGCCUGCCUUUCAUGUGGGGCGCCAUUGCCAAUGUCUGCCUCUUUGUUGUCUACCGGCCUUUCUACUACACCACCGUGUCCGACUACGCCGCCAAAGUCUUUGGCUUUCAGACGUUUGGCAAAGUCUACGGACUUAUCAUCUGCCUUGCAGGUCUUUUCAACUUCCUCCAGUCGCCCCUCGAUGCUAUAACCCAUGUUGUGUUCAACUUGAACCCAGUGCCUAUCAACCUGAUCUUGCUGAGUUUGGCUGUCAUUGUCGGUGGGGCUCUAGUCAUCUUCACUUCGAUCAAAGCUCGAACGUUGAAGAGAGCUCAGCUCGAGCACGAGGCCGAAGAAGCAACCGAGUCCCUGAUUCCAGAUGCAAAUGGAAAUGGCUACGGAGCGACAUCCUGAAACCGUCGCUCGCAGUAUCCUGGGCAUGGUUAUGUUGAGAUACAUCCGCGUUGCUGGCUGAUCUUCCUCAGCUCCCUGCGAUGGACUCAGCAUCAUGCAGACAACUCAUUUCCUUAUGAUCUACCUUGUACUCUUCCAAACGACCACUCCUGGACCUUAAUCCGAACAACGCCCCAGAUCGCUACAUUCAACUCUGCUUGACGCAGAGGCGAACUCUUUGCGGGGCACGAUACUAUUCUUACGUGGUCAGCAAAAUCAAUAUGUACACAUCGUAUCGCCGCCGUUCUGUCUCUGUCGUUGUCAACUCCGUCAUCAAAUACAUAUUCCAACCAAGACUCAACCCACCAAAACUGUAUAGAAUCCCACCCAAAAAUGGCAAUUUCGACUCUCGCAGAAUUUUAGCGAACGAGGCACGCGCAAGAGGCUUGAUUGAACCGAGCCAAGUCGAGAGAUCUGAUAUCAUACAUACUCAAGCAAGCUGCCAUUUACGUAUCCCAACCUGUGUCAGGUCAUGAUUACCAACGCGAACCAAAUUGUAUAGAGAAAAGGCGUGUGUGCAAAGCGGCAAAAUUGGAUUGGGCGGCGAGAGUCUCCUUUACAGAUUGGCAGAUGACGCGCUGCCUUUGAGUGAACGGCAGCAUGACUGGCGAAAUAGGUUGACCUGUGUGUAUGUCUCGCGCCGAGUAAAUAGUUAUAGAUACCAUAGGAUUUCCAACCACCUGCUAGUACAAAUU
This is a messenger RNA of Exophiala mesophila, 2755 nucleotides long. RefSeq lists its product as uncharacterized. The record is from RefSeq and is a predicted model, not a curated record. Lineage: Eukaryota; Fungi; Ascomycota; Eurotiomycetes; Chaetothyriales; Herpotrichiellaceae. Gene Ontology annotation, cellular component: fungal-type vacuole membrane. The transcript is spliced from 2 exons. The coding region runs from base 336 to 2021 and encodes 561 amino acids. Gene Ontology annotation, molecular function: transmembrane transporter activity. Gene Ontology annotation, biological process: transmembrane transport.